Hemibagrus wyckioides is the source of this 2308-nucleotide messenger RNA. RefSeq names its product butyrophilin subfamily 3 member A3-like. NCBI's taxonomy places the organism in Eukaryota, Metazoa, Chordata, Actinopteri, Siluriformes, Bagridae. The record is from RefSeq and is a predicted model, not a curated record. The transcript has 9 exons. Gene Ontology annotation, molecular function: protein binding. Bases 192 to 1742 code for a protein of 516 amino acids.
UGUGGCGCAGGACAAAUUUCCGAAAGUGAAAGCAGCACACACAGGCGUUAUUUCCUGAUCUCGAUGGCGGACCGAAAUAGAAUCGCGACCUUUUUAUCAUUAAAUCUUAAAUUUAAGCUGUAAAAAAAACACAGAUUAGGUUCAAGAUUCUAAUAAUCUGCACGAGCUGAUCUGAAGACAGUGUGGACAAAAUGAAGGGAACGUUCUUGUGUUUCAGCAUCGUGGUUCUCUGUUUGAGGCGCAUGAUGGCUGCAGAGACUUUUUUUGUAAACUGUUCUGAGACUGUAAUUAUGGGGAAAUAUGGUUCCUCUGUGGUUCUCCCAUGUUGGCUUACCCCUAACACUAACGCAGAAACAUGGGAGGUUCGUUGGUACCGCCCAAACCAGUUCAAAGAGCCACUAUUAUUUUACACGGACCGUAAAGUCAUUACAGACUAUCAAGAGAUUUACAAGAAUCGGAGCUCACUGACCCAGCGCAACCCUCAGUCUACCGGGCUCAAACAGGGAGACGUCUCCUUGAAGUUGGACAACCUUGGUUUGUCAGACAUUGGGAUUUUUCACUGCUACGUGAGUGGAGACACAUCAUAUGACAGCAGUACUGUGACACUCAGUAUAACUGCUCUGGGCUCUAUGCCUAUCCUUUCUCUGGAGCACCACCACGACUCUGUGAACCUCACCUGUACUUCAUCUGGCUGGUUUCCUCAACCAAGACUCCUGUGGAAAUUCACCAAAGAAGGAGAUGUUCUUUCUGAGCUUCGAACCCCCAUUUACACUAAACAAGGGAACGGCCUGUUUUCUAUUAAGAGCUGGGUCAUCCUGUCAUCUUCUGUCUCUAACACCAUCACCUGUUCUGUCGCUCUGUCAGAGGAGAAGAGAAAUGUGAGCGUGAACUUAGAGCCCCGCGUAUCAGUUGAGAAUAGUGGAGUGUGGAAGAUUCUUUUCACUAUGGCACUGUUGUGUGUACUGGCUCUGAUCGGCAUUGGCUUCUUCCUCUACAAAAAAUACAAAGGAUACCAUGCAGUUAGUAGAGGCAAAAUGCCAGAACUACAACAUCCAAUAGUUUGCAUUAAAGCAAACAUGGUGGACUUGACAAAAGGUCAGCCUACAAAUAUGGAGGACUUAAGAAAAGCAACAGUGGCCAUCACGUUAGAUAAGGAGAAGUGUAAGAAAGAGCACCUAAGAUUUAACCCUCAUGGUAAUCUUGUGAGAGAUGCAGAUGAGGCUGCUGAUAAGUAUAAAGCACAUGGUUUUCCUUAUGAAUUAUGUGUAAAAGGAAGUGAGAGUUUCCACUCGGGUCGUGUAUAUUGGGAAGUUGGAUUAAAAGUACCAAAUGUUCCACCCAAAACGUCAUGGCUGAUUGGAGUCGCCAAAGCUUCAUAUACCAUAAGUGAUGAAAAGAGUCAUUUUACUCCUUCAAAUGGAUUUUGGUUUUUGUGCUCAGACCCAGAAAAUGGUCUCCGUGUUAACACUGAACCCGAAACCUCACCUUUGGUAGACACAACACCAGAGUGUGUUGGAGUUUUGCUCGAUUUUGACAAAAGUGAGCUUUCAUUUUACAGUGCUACAGAUGGUGUGCAUCUCUUUACAAUGAGAGUCAAUUUCCAAGAGGAAGUUGUGCCUCUGUUUAAUCCAGGAAUAGGUGAUAAGGCUCCACUACACAUAAAAAACCCACAGGUUAACACACAAAACGAGGCUGGAGGGAGUACUAGUCCUACAGCCAAUGUUACAAAUCAACAUGUAUAAAUAAUACUAAGAAAGAACUACGUUUUUUCCAUUAUGGAAGCUCAAAAUGGAACCACGUGAUUAUACUUUAGUCCCUAGUUCCUUGUUGUUUUAUGUAGUGAUGUGUCUUCAUAGAAUGUUGUUUCAUUUCACCAUGUACUGCACCAGCUGUAUAUGGUUGAAAUGACAAUUCUUGACUAGAAAAUGGACAAAAUUCGUAUUGACUUUUAUUGAAAAGUUUGGAUUGUUAUAAUUACUAAAAAUUGCAAAAAACAAAACAAAAAACAUUCACGUAACUCAUUGGACUGAUGGGUUUCCUGAAACGGCUGGUCAAAUAUUCCACUAACUCUCAUAGACAUUCAUCAAACAUCAAACUAUCUUUACAUUUUCAAACUUUCAGACUGGCUUUGUCAUGUCACCAUCAAAAUUUGUCAUGAUUAACUUUAUCUAUCUAGAUACCUCAUGCAAUGAGACAAAAAAUACCACACAAGCAGUCACACUGUGGGUCCUUUUGUAUUGUUUAAGCUUUUAAGCCUCUGUUUUCAUUCUUGUUUAUAUUGAUGAUUAAAAAAAACAAUUUAUAUGAA